AUGGUGAUUGGGACAGUGCUGAGUUUGCUUGCUUUGCUGGUUUGCCUUGCAUCUCUUCACCUGUCCCUCUUCACAGCUUGGUACUCUGGUUUCCGCAGAGCUUUCACUCGAGUGGAAAACGUCCACUUGAAGGACAUCAAGUUAGCCAUCCAAAUUGCAGAGGCGGGCCUUGAGCUAUCAAAACAUGGAAAGCAGAAGACGCAGUUGCAGGAGAGGCGGCUUGCCUUGCUUUUUAUGCUCAGAACGCAUUUGGUUGAAAUCGAUGCAUGGCGGAGGUGGUUACAGCCAGAAGGAUUCGGAUUAGACGGACAGCCUUCGGUGUCAUUGUUUUUUCAUCUUGCAGAUGGCUUGGAAGCAGCAGGCCCUGAAGCCAUAGCUGACCUGCAAGCACUCCCUGGGGCACGAGUGAUACCUACUGUGGCUACAGGAUGGUGCGAAUUGAUGGCUGCAGAGGUGGCACUUUUUCAAGCUGCUCUUCAGCACGAGCCAAGUGCAGAAAUGCUGGUCCUUUUGCCCCAUGACGCUGUGCCGCUGCAGUCUCUUAGUCGUGUGCUGAAAGCAUUGUUGGACGGCAAUGCGGGGGUGUCGCGCAUAUGUCCCGCGGGUGUACGAGAUAUUGAGGUCCCUCAUGAUUGUGCUCAUGGCAUUGAACCACAUUGGGCAAGGUCCUUGAUGCUGAAGCAUCAUCAGUGGAUUGCGCUGAGUCGAAGACAUGCAGCCCACCUCGUGCAUCCGCAAGCCUUGGCAGCUGCGAAUGGCAUCUUCGAGUCUGAGUAUUUGGGAGAGCCGCUGUGCUCGGAUGAAGUGUUCCCUUUGCUUACCUUGGCACUGAAGGAGCAAGUGCUACAAGACAAAGUUCCUGCAGAACAAGCCUUGUCGCAGCUGAUGCUGUACGUGGCUGCGGCACGUGGAAACUUUGAACAGGGGCUGCGAGAGAUGGAUGCACGUGCUGAGUGCAUUUUGUAUGCGCCCUGGCCUGGCUGUGGUUCCAGUGACAUCCCAAGCUUGAAACGGGCGAAGAGCCCCAUUCUUGGCGGUGGAAUGUCACCCACGGAUCGGGAUGGGCUGCUUCGUUCUCUUGCUAGCAGAGGUGUCCUUUUCGCUCGCAAACUUGGCCUUUACCAGGGGAAUGUCAGUGGGCACAUGGCGAUGCUGGAUUCAGGGGAUUCCCAUCCGAGGACAGCUGCACCAGUUCGGCUUUUGCCUUUGCCUGCAGAGGAGUGCUGCGGUCCGAUAGUCAUGGCUAGAUGGGGCUUGGCCACUAUCAAGGCCUGCUUGCCAGUCCCAAUUCUUGUGGCAGCAUCUGGCGGUUUGGCAUGGGUUUCAGGCAAGCUCGCCCUUGCAGGAGGACACACCUCAUCAGGACUGCCAGGGACCAGCUUCCAGCGGCUCAUUACAGUCUAUGUCACAGGCCACCUUGCUGUCUUUUUGUUUUCAGUGUUGGCAUUCCCUGAGUAUUCCCUUCUAGAGCCGUUUCGCAAAGCUGGUCUCCUCCAAAGACCGGAGCUUUAA
Cladocopium goreaui is the source of this 1512-nucleotide messenger RNA. The record is from the annotation of a GenBank genome assembly. NCBI's taxonomy places the organism in Eukaryota, Dinophyceae, Suessiales, Symbiodiniaceae.